Molecule: messenger RNA, 2464 nt
Organism: Callorhinchus milii (elephant shark)
Lineage: Eukaryota; Metazoa; Chordata; Chondrichthyes; Chimaeriformes; Callorhinchidae
Product: spermatogenesis-associated protein 7
Exons: 11
Coding region: 153-1661 (502 amino acids)
Biological process (GO): microtubule cytoskeleton organization; protein localization to photoreceptor connecting cilium; photoreceptor cell maintenance
Cellular component (GO): photoreceptor distal connecting cilium; ciliary basal body; axoneme
Source: RefSeq, a predicted model, not a curated record
CUGGCUAGUGAGCUGGCUGGUUAGCUAAUGAGCUCAGGAGGGGUGGGGGAGCAGAGGCUGGAAGCUGCCGGGCUGACAAGACAGUCACUGGGCGAGAACCAAAGCUGUUCCUGAUUAUAUCAGUUCAGAGGCUCCUCAGCUCCGCUCACAACAUGGGAGCCACCAGCCCUGGUGAGGAAGGAUUUCAGUCAGCCGUGAUUCCUAAAUACUCCCUGAUGGGACCGUUCAAGGGACACAUGUGCACAAAGAGUAGCCCAUUUUGUUCCGGAUCAUCGUCUAAGUUGUCUGCACAGUUUAUCAUUCAAGAUCAUAUGGCUAUGCAUUAUAGCAAACUACUUUCAACCAAAGCUGCUGUUGAUUCUUCUGAACCAGAAAGCAUGUCUGCCAGCAUUAAGUAUAAAGAUCAGCAAAAAAGGGAGAAGCUUAAAAUAGCAGUAAGGAUGUAUCAGAAGGAAAUUCUUCACCUUCGUUCCACAUCCCCAAUCAAUCACAUGUCACUCUCUCCAAAAACAGGAAUAAAUUUUUCUGCAAAAGAGAUGUCUUUUGUGAAUAGAACGGUCUCUAAUCGAGAAACAUCACCCAGUACCUCGGGCCAUAAUGUGCCACCAAAGCAAACAAGUGCAGAGUUUCUGGGCCCAAAAAAGGAAACUUCUUUUAGUCUGUCUCCUUGCAGAAGUCCCUUGCCAUUUCCCUCAGCUGCUGCGAUUGCCAGAGAUGUUGUGCAGGAUAUUCUUCACUGUGCUCCACCACUCCGUACACAGUACAAAACAAGCAGCCUCAGGAGACUAGUGACUCCAUUCAGCCACCCAGUACCCUCUGUAGACCAACGUCUGAUGAACAAACCUUUUCAAGAUCCUCAGAAGAAAACAUUUAAUGGAGAUAUUCUUGAUAAACAUGCUGAAUGCUUUACGGAAGAAAGCCAGCCCUUCACUCCAAGAAUCUUGAAGAAAACAGCCAAGUCAUUUCUUUCUAAGUACAGGUUUUACACAGCGCCCAAAAAGGAGAAGGUCUCGUCAGAACUGCCCAUGACGAACAAAGGGAAGAACGCUGCAACUGGCAUCGGCAGAUUGACAGAAGUUCCUUCUCUUUACAGUUACCAGGACAAAGACUAUGAGAUAUGGCAUCAAACGCAGGAAUUCAAAGCCACAAGUUGGUUUAGAAAACCACGUAAAUCUACCACCGUGAAAACAGAUCUGAUAGCAUGGGAAAAUGAAUUGAAAUAUCUGCAGUUUCUCAAAGAAGUAACAGAUGAUGUACUCCUCCGAGGUUAUCAUUCUAACAAGUUCCUGGAGAAGGUUUUCGAAAGGCACAUUGAAAGAAGCAAACACAAUCUCAGUGAGGUUAGGAUGAGAAACAUGCUGCAGGAAUUAAGAAAUGAGCUGAAAGCCAAGACAAAGGUUAGCUGCAUUGAGCCACAGGACUGCAGUAUGGGUGCCUCUUCACUUUGGCAAAGCAUCAUCCACACCAACUCUGGAUUAAAUAAUGAACCAAACCUGGUUAGAGAUGAUCAGCACGGAAAACAUGUCAUCAGAACAAUCCCCGAGAUCUCAGAGCUGGACACAACUGAAAAAAUCUAUAUAAAACCUCAGAAAAUCAAUGAGAUUGAGGAACUGAGGAAUACUCUGUCUUCAAUGCUCUGUACACCAGAUCAAAAUCUUUAAAGGAAUUCUGUCAAGCAGAGCUACUGUUGAAAACUCAAGAGCACACAUCACAAUAAUUGCAACUACACAGAAGUAACCGAGUGUACCAUCUAACGAAUGUUACAGAUGCAUUUGAACUGGAGGUUUGUAAAAGUGGCUUCAGAAUGUUCUGUGGAAAAAAUCAUUCUGCUCUUUCAAUACCCAUAUUUAUAGUCCCAUUGUUUAGUGUUUUCCUACUCUUUAGCCCAGGAGCUAUCCCUUACCUUUACAGCUGAAGGCUGCUUGAUAUCAACCGACAGUGAGCUUCCAACAUCCUACUGUUCACUUCUGUACCAUAUGUUCUGGAUUCAAACCCCAGAGUCCGUUUUGUAUUUCACCAUUGAGUUUCAGAAAAUUGUUUAAAAAAGUGCAGUCUCCGUGUCUAACAGGUCUGGAAUUGUCCAAAGAAUUCUAGCCAGUUUAUCUGGUUCAUUAAUCAUAAUGUAGAGCUGUAUAUUUUCCCUUAAUCCUGCAAACCAAAAUACUAAAGGGUAGGUUAACGCUAGCUGGACAACUACAACUCCUUAAUGGUACUUUGUGAUGAUACUUCUGGUGACUGUAACUGUUUCAUUCUCAACCCCCUCCCAUCAAAACGUUAUGCUCUCAGCUACUCAUUGCAUCUACUUACAUACACAAGAAGAAAACCUGUGCACUGGCCUUCAAUACAGAAGUUUUGUUAUAUUGGAAUCACCCAUACUACAUUUUGAUUCCAUGAUGGGAGAACUAAGGUGAUAUAAUCAAUUGGCUAAGCUUACAAAUGAAAUUUUCAUAGAACUUUAAUCCAU